AUGGAGCCGGCAGCUGUAACAUCAUCGAUUGCCCAGCUAGUGACGUUUUCAGGAAAUCUCCAGAUAAAAGUUACUGGGUUUACGGAUGAGGUUCAGCAUGCCCAGGACAAAGAGCUAGGACUCCUGAGGAGAUUGAAACGGCUCCAUGAUACCCUUGAAAUACUAUUUACCGCUCUCAUCAGGAGGCAAAGCCAGACUGGCUUUGAUCACACAGAUCAGGACGAGCAGCAAAUCCUCGAAACUAUGAAAGAGGUCCUGCAAGAUAGUGACACAUGUAUUUCAAAGCUAGUGGCAGAAAGACGGUCACGGUUUAAACCCAAAAUUAUUAAACGCCGAGCGAUGCAGAGGAUCGAGUCCAGGAUAAUACCCAGCACGGCCCGAAGACUCUGUCCACAAUGCCCUCACAAUCACUGGUUCCAAUACGGACGCACAAGCUCUGUUCUGUUCCCAAUAUAUAUCUCAGACGUGGCCUGUAACUGGGAAGCUUAUCAUGAAGCUCCUAGGACGCGUGUAAGCACGUUGACAAUGUCUACAUCUGUCCGAGUAGAGCUGAUUUAUUGUCUAGAUCCAGAAAACAAUCUCAAAGCAUGGAUCGAAAAACGCCAUUUUAUUCUUUUCGCUUCUGGCACAGUAGAUUCACUUGCGGAGAUUGGUCAACAGCUCGGGUGGCUAGGUGCUGCCCUCCGCUCCUCGCCAUUCGAGACUGGGGUGGCUUUCUGUAAGCCAUAUAUCAGGAAGCUCUCUUCGCAAGAGUCCGGACGUGUCUUUUUCAGAAUUGAUUUUGUCAUUGAGACAAUUCAAGAGGGUCUCAAGCCGUCUAAUUGCCAAUGUUGGUUUGACCUGUUCAGAAACCCCGUCGUUGUCAAAGGGUAUCCGAUCCCACGCAGAUCAAAAAUUGAGACCGGCCUGGAAAUACCGCUUAAUAUCAUGUCAGCGCUAGUAGACACAAACCGCGUGAACGUCUUCGAUGGGAAGGUCUUUAUCAAGGGAUUUUCAUCAAUGCUAAUUCCUGCAAGAAAGUCUGGAGACUUACUAUUACAUCUGGCACCUUCUGUGCAACAAGGAUGGAGAACUUGGUUGGUGUUCGGACGCGAUAUACCAUGCCGUUGUCCUCGGAAACAGAGACAAACCGGUUCGGAUAUCACGACAGGGUUACAUACGGUGCUCGAGUGGAUUUCCAAGAAGUUCGUUGUGCUCUGGGAUGAAGGUGACAAACGUGGUUGGUUGGUUAAUGGCACGAGUGCGUUGCUCCAUCUCGUACGCGCGUCCCUGGAGCAAAACAGAACCGGGAAAUUUCGAUCCGUAUAUACCUUCCGGCCAGAUCAACUGGUGGAAGCUGCCUCACCGCACACUCCGGACUCUGCCCUUGAGGUACUUAUGCACCCGCAAAACAGGAAGCUGAAAAUUUACGAUGAGAGCGGAGAAGAUGCCAACGAAGACGUCCACACCAACAUUCUUGCACAGCGCAUGGAGAGAUCAUACUAUUGCUUUCAGGACAGAGUCGAGCAGCUUUACGAGAGUCUAGAGAAAAUGAUCGACUAUGAGAUCAACGCCAACGGCCAACAGGGAGUGAAGGUGAAGUUCAGGGCCCGAACGCACCUCGAAGGAUGGGACUUCAAAGACCUUGCCAUGGAUAAUGAUCCGUUCUAUCCCCGCGUGGCUAGGCUGCAGGCAAUUGGCAAAGGCUGGGUCGACUUUACGAGAAGUAUCCAUGCCAUAGUUUUAUUUGGAAAAAAGUUCGGCGAGAUCAUCCAGCCAGCAGAGACCUGCAAGACCUGCGAUUAUUGGGCUCAAGUACCCAAAGGCACAUACUAUCUCGCCGUGAGUGUUCCAGAUCUCAAUGAGAUCAUAGAUAUGCAUGGCGAUCCGCAAUCGAACCCCCUGCGAAUCUGCAACGACAUCUUUUGGCACAGCCCAGACCCGGGAGAUGGACAGUGCUGCUGCAUGAUCUCACAUCCACGUAGGACGCUGUCCAAGAGCCGUAAUGAGCACUCGGACUUUUCGCAAGUCCUGCUCCCUUCGACUCUGAGCCGUAUCAUCCCAAAACGGAGCCCCAGGCGGGAAAAGCUAGGAGCCGUCAUAUUUGGACACAACAUGAACUUCCCAUGGUACUGGAAAGAUCACGGAGAUCCUGAACCGGGAGAGCCACCAGACGUAGCUGGAAUAUCCAAGACUCCGCGUGUCCAGUCCAAUGAUAGUGACAUUGGCUCAAGCCUUGGCUCGUUGUCGGCAGGAGAUGCUGAAAGGUUGUCAGAUGCAGGUUUGGAACACCAGAAGAGUUCCCAAACCAGUAGAUCGUUAGGAGAAGAAUCCUCUCUGUCCCCGCAACUAGCAUCUUCAGCAACCACAAUGGAAAAUCAGAUUCCUC
Molecule: messenger RNA, 2368 nt
Organism: Rasamsonia emersonii CBS 393.64
Lineage: Eukaryota; Fungi; Ascomycota; Eurotiomycetes; Eurotiales; Trichocomaceae
Exons: 4
Source: RefSeq, a predicted model, not a curated record